Knipowitschia caucasica is the source of this 270-nucleotide messenger RNA. The record is from the annotation of a GenBank genome assembly. NCBI's taxonomy places the organism in Eukaryota, Metazoa, Chordata, Actinopteri, Gobiiformes, Gobiidae.
AUGCUCCAGUCCAGUAUUUCAGGUGCACAAGUCGCUGCGAGAGCCCACCACUGCGCAUCAGUCCUUAUAGGAGAGAGUGGAGAGACAGCGGCACCGCGCGUUUCCACUGGAUAUACUUUACUGCAAAGUGCUCAUAUACACUACUGGGGGAUUCAAAAGCGAGCGACGCGAUUGUCAAACACGCAGAAGGAGUUUUAUCGCUACCGCAGUAAAGGAUAUUUUCACUCGUGGGUUGGAUUAGUAACAAGUCUGGCCAUGAGAAGUUCCUAG